AUGUCCCUGACGCUGGGCAGUUCUGCGCACACCUCGGACGUGGGCGCCGCGCAGAGCACCAAACGCCAGCGCCCAAUCGAGAACGACUACUCCAACAACUACCUUCACACGCGCGCGCUCUCCACGCAGUACAUCCGCAACAUCGUGCGCCCCACCGAAGGGUACCCAAAGUUGCAAAAAUUGAAGGAGCUAAAGUCGCAGCAGGUUGCGUCCCAUUGCACGAAGCCGUACGGCGUGCACGUGGAAACCAACCAGAUUGUGCCGACACUCAACCGCUGGGUGAACCAGUACGCGCUCCAGUUUGACGUGAUCAUGAUCGGCGCGCUUGUGGAAAACCAGUUCUUGCUUCCGUUACUCAACCUGUUACCGCUCUACAAGCUUUGCGCAAAGCCCGGGUUUCUUUUCAUUUGGACCACGACGGCCAAUAUCAAGCAGUUGACCGCGCUACUCAAUGGCGACAAAUGGAACAAGAAGUUCCGCCGGUCCGAGGAAUUGGUGUUUGUGCCGGUGGAUGAAAACAGCCCCUACUUCCCGCAGGGCCAAAAUGACGGUUUUUACAGUGACCCUUCAAAUGGCAACUGCCAGUCUCUCUUGAGCAGAAAGCAGUGGCACUGCUGGAUGUGCAUCACCGGUACCGUCAGGCGCUCUACGGACACGGACUUGAUCCACUGCAACAUCGACACAGAUCUACAGAUGGACCUGAAGUCCAAGUCUGCGGGCGAUGAUGGCUACAACAACGCAGUUCCGGAAGCAAUUUACCGAGUCGCUGAGAAUUUCUCCAAUUCAAACAGGCGCUUGCACAUCAUCCCGUGCAAGACAGGUUACAGAUUGCCCGUGAAAAUAAGGAAAGGUUGGGUCAUCAUGCUGCCGGACGUAUUGGUGGACAACUUCGAUCCAGUCAGCUAUGAGAUGCAACUACACGCAAACUCUAUGGUCAAAUACAAGUCCAUCAACUCCAGCGGCAUGCUGAAGCAGGUUCCCCAAUAUUUGGUCCCACAAACAUCCGAGAUUGAAGCACUCAGGCCGAAGAGUCCGGUUUAG
Molecule: messenger RNA, 1041 nt
Organism: Metschnikowia bicuspidata var. bicuspidata NRRL YB-4993
Lineage: Eukaryota; Fungi; Ascomycota; Pichiomycetes; Serinales; Metschnikowiaceae
Gene: KAR4
Product: Kar4p
Exons: 1
Coding region: 1-1041 (346 amino acids)
Cellular component (GO): nucleus; RNA N6-methyladenosine methyltransferase complex
Molecular function (GO): mRNA binding
Source: RefSeq, a predicted model, not a curated record